AUGGAGCCUCAACUGAAGCGGGAUCCGGUUCACGAUGAUCCACUGAUCCUUCGCUAUCGACGACCGCAGGCUCCGAUAUCCGUGGACUCAAGGAGUACAGGGAGGGAAUCAGGCAUUUUGAAAGCGGGACAUGACCCCCGUUUUAAGAGCAAAGACCGUACAAGGAAAUUUACCGACCAUGUGGAUGUCUGUUUCGAUCAUCUUGGUCGCAUCACCCUCACCGUCCUCAACUAUCUUUCAGCACACAAUCCUCUCUCUGGGACCGGGAGAACACGGUUGAAGUAUACAGUACUGAGAUCCGGUCCAGCAUACCAGGAGAUUGAAACAGCACGAGGAGCAAGCAAGCGAGGCCACUUCACAGGAUGGCGGCUCGGUGCUUUACUCAGUUGCGUUCUCCUCAUAUUCUGUCUUAGUAUAGAAUGUGCACUGUUGAUCGCUGCCAACGCCUUCCAGAAUGAGAUGUAUCAAGAAGGAUACCAGAACGUGCUGUGGGAAGGUAGCUGUACUAUCACCAAGCGCUGGACCACUUUCGCAUCCCUCGUUAUCAACUUCAUCGCGACUUUGACCAUAAGCUCCAGCAAUUACGUUAUGCAAUGCUUAAGCGCCCCUUCAGAAAGAGAGCUCGCAAUUGCUCAUGACAACGGCAGGUCUUUGCAGCUUGGAGUUUCGUCGCCAUCGAAUCUCAGAUGGCUCUCGGGCCAAAAGGUAUUUUUGUGGUGGCUCUUGAGUUUGAGCUCGAUACCCGUUCAUCUUCUCCUCAAUUCCGCACUCUUUUCGUCUCUCCAAGCAAAUAACUACGGAAUCGCCGUGUUGACAUCAGACUACAAUGACACAUCACUCUGGACCAGUUGUUCCCCGAGCAACAGCAAUUACAAUGUGACUCUGAGCGACAGUGGGCCCUGGACUACCCUGGUAUGUUCUAUUAUUGCUGACGUGAGCACAUAUGAACGAUUGGAGAACCACGAGUGUAUCGAGCAGUACACACGGCCACUAUUGACCCAGCGGUCCAAUGUUGUCCUCGUUUCAAAUGUUAGCUCAUCGGAUCGAGAUGUAAUUGAUGACAAUCUUGGUGGCAUCAAUUCGAAGGAUCUCAGCUACCUCAAUUUCACCCAAGAUUAUGAAUGGUUUGCUCAUGACAAAGAGGCUAACCUCGGGGCCCCUGAAAGUUUGCAAAACCUGUCUGCUUUAUUUGGAAUCUAUGAUGCCUUAGACUACAAAAAGUGGCGAUCAUCUUACGCAACUUUCUUGGGACAGAACGAGAGCACAUUUGCUGCGAGCGGGUACGAUCCUUCGAUCUGGAUGUGUGAGCGCAAUUAUUCGCUCUCCUGCACGAAAGAUGCCGCUCUGCAAAACGCGUCGAACUGGCAAGUAACUUUGGCCAACAUACCAAUCGAUCACUGUCUCAGCAGUAAAACUAACGGCGAGGUCUGUCGCCUCGAAUCUAACCGUCUCAUUCUCUGGAUCACAAUCGGUUGCGACGUUGUGAAAAUAGUGGUUAUAUUGUUCGCUCUUUGUGUCAUCAGUGACCCGCCACUCGUCACAAUUGGAGAUAGUAUUGCGAUAUUUCUCAAGAACCCCGAGCAGUGCACCAGAAGACGAUGUUUAGUUGGACAGGAUAAGGGAUUCAUCGAGUCGAACUUCUACUGGCUGAUACCCUUUGAUGUCUGUCGAGGUGUUGGAGAUAAGAAGCUCGUUGAGAUUUGGCCGGAGGUUUUUGGCCCUCAAAGCACCCCAUGGGUGAUAUCAACAAAAAAAUGGGGUAAUGCAGCAUCACUACAGAGGUGGUUUUCAUGCAUCCUACUCAUAGGUCUCCUAUUCACUGUCGGUGGAUGGAUCCUUGCACAGGGAAUAACAAACAUGAUUGAUCUUAGGGGCAGCGUCUGGACUGCCGGGCUCGGCUCAAUCAACCCUAAUGCAGUUUUCCAGUUUACAACAUUCGGUGGUGUCGACCCGGGCUCAAGUAUGAUGUUCAAAGUUCUCGUGGUUAACACCCCGCAACUGGCCUUUAGUUUCCUAUACUUCCUAUACAAUGGCAUGUUCACGUGUAUGCAUGCCGCUGAGGAGUUCGCGGGAUUUGCAACACAGCGCAAAGCCUUGCGCGUGAGCUCCCCGGAACGCGGUCAACGUUCAACAUACUGGCUAAGCCUGCCGUGGUCCUACAGCGUGCCGUUGUUGCUCCUCUCAAGCAUCACACACUGGCUGGUGUCAAGGAGUAUCUAUUUGGUGAACAUCAACGUCAUGGGUCUCGAUGGCAAUUGGCAGCCAGAUCGAGAUAUCAGUGCGUGCGGGUUCAACAAUCUAAUGAUCUUGCUCGUCAUGCUCACGCUAGUGUGCAUGCUGUCGCUUCUGGUGGCCUGUUCGAAUCGGAAAUUGGACUCCAACAUACCUAUGGUUGGAACGUCGAGCAUGAUCAUCAGCGCGGUUUGUCACCACCCGAAUGACCGAGAGACCGAGGCAGUCAAACCACUACUCUGGGGUGUGACUGAGAAGCCUGUUGAUGGCAAGCCGGGACACUGUUCAUUGUCGAGUGGUGAAGUUGAGCACCUUGUGCCGGGAGAGAUCUACAGCUAA
Molecule: messenger RNA, 2571 nt
Organism: Exophiala bonariae
Lineage: Eukaryota; Fungi; Ascomycota; Eurotiomycetes; Chaetothyriales; Herpotrichiellaceae
Exons: 4
Coding region: 1-2571 (856 amino acids)
Source: RefSeq, a predicted model, not a curated record